Molecule: messenger RNA, 1248 nt
Organism: Bradysia coprophila
Lineage: Eukaryota; Metazoa; Arthropoda; Insecta; Diptera; Sciaridae
Product: apolipoprotein D-like
Biological process (GO): lipid metabolic process; response to reactive oxygen species
Cellular component (GO): cytoplasm
Molecular function (GO): pigment binding
Source: RefSeq, a predicted model, not a curated record
CAAACAAAUCAUAUCCGAGAAUGGACUAGCACUUAGGAAUUGUUUUUAAUUGCAAUUAUGUACCUGCUAUUGCUAUCUACAGGUAUAACGUAUACACAAGAGCUAAGACAAGACACACUAUUUUAGAUUGAUUUCUUCAUUCAACAAGUCAUUGUGUUGCAUAGAGAUAUUUGAUAACGCUAUACAAAUAUGUGGAAAACAUCUUUCGAAAGAAAAUGAAAUGUUCUGUUCAAGUCGAGGUUCAAGUGUAUGACACACACCGAUACUUUUUAUGCGUUUUAGCUACCCAUACCAAGAAUCUUACAAAAUAAACGGUUACGGAAAAAGUAUAUAAUCAGCGUGAAAAACUUAUUAUUAAUUUAGUUGCGUCGUCAGUUGUUAAUUUGAUUUUCAGUCAAGCAGUCAACUUAUUGUAAGAAAAAUCAAUAGCUAAUCAAUAUUACGUUGAAAAUUGAUCUUUAUAAAGUAGAGCUUUCGAAGGUUUUAAAUUUAAACAUUUGAAUCGACAGAGAUAUAACUGUGCAACAUUCAAGAAAAUGGAAACCAAAAACGUUCUUCAUUUCAAAAUAUUGUUUAUUCUGCUGCUCAAGUGCAAUAUAUUUUCUGCUCAAGUGCCGGCCUUCGGUAAAUGCCCGGAAGUAGAUGUAGCAGUUGGUGAUAAUUUCGAUUUGGAGAAGUAUGUGGGACUGUGGUACGAAGCGGAAAAAUAUCCAUUUGUGUUUGAAGUGGGUGGUAAAUGUAUAACUGCUACAUAUGGUAAAAUGGAAAACGGUGAUGUGUCGGUUGUGAAUCGACAGAUAAAUCGAUUCACCGGAAAUGAAGGCAAAGUAUCUGGUAGUGCUACCAUAGUAUCACCAGGCAAAUUAAGUGUAAGAUUCAAUUCUUUGCCAUCUCCUGCGAGCAACUUCGAAGCUAAUUACUGGAUUUUGGACACAGACUAUUCAACGUUUGCCGUAGUCUAUUCGUGUAGAGAUUUGGGCGGUCUGAUGAGUGGAAAAAUGGUGUGGAUUUUAACCCGUGAACAGAAUCCCGACUUAGAAACGUUGAAAAAGGCAUAUGCUGUUCUGGACAGAAAUAAGAUUACAAAAGCUUACCUUUUGCGAACGGAUCAGUUCAAUUGUAAUACAGAGACCGGGACCGACAGCCUGAAGGAUGAAGUCUUUUUAUAGAAUGAGAAAUGGGCGCGGACGGUUUCAGCAUAAGUUAUGGUUACGCUAAGUAUUCACACAAUAAAUUUGCUGGAAUAAA